This is a messenger RNA of Anopheles bellator, 234 nucleotides long. Its product is annotated as cuticle protein-like. The transcript is spliced from 2 exons. NCBI's taxonomy places the organism in Eukaryota, Metazoa, Arthropoda, Insecta, Diptera, Culicidae. The record is from RefSeq and is a predicted model, not a curated record. The annotation marks the transcript as partial.
AUGGCUUUCAAGUUCGUGACCUUCGCCGCUCUGGUCGCCGUUGCCCGCGCUGGACUCAUUGCCUCGCCAGCCGUCAGCUACCAUGCUGCCCCGGCUCUGGCCCCAGUGGCCAAGGUUGCCUAUGCCUCGGCGCCGUUGGUAGCCGCUGCCCCGAUUGCCAAGGUUGCCUAUGCUGCCCACCCCGAGGAGUACGACCCGAACCCGCAGUACUCGUUCUCGUACGGAAUCUCGGAU